AUGCUUAUUUUUCCUUUCACCUUCCUGCUUUUCUUUCAUUUUAAUGCAAAAGCAGAAAACACUCUUUGCCAAAUGAUCGGAGACCCAAAGUACCCGCUGCUUUCCAAGGAUGGAGACAUAAUUAUUGGAGGAGUUUUUGCAAUCAACAAGAAAGAAAUGUUACCUUCAUUUGAGUUCACAAAAAGACCUCAGCCUCUGUCAUGCUCUAGUGUGAAUCUACGAGAUUUUCGGCUGGCUCAAAUCAUGAUUUUUACCAUUGAGGAGAUUAACAGAAGUGGAACUUUGCUCCCAAAUGUUUCUAUUGGCUAUAGAAUCUAUGAUACAUGUGGUUCACGACUGUCUUCAAUGAGUGCAACUAUGGCGGUGAUGAAUGAUCAGGAGUUUGCAGCAAAGGAAAAAUGCAAUGGAAAGACUCCUAUACAUGCUAUCAUAGGAGAAUCAGAGUCUUCUGCCACAGUGAUUCUGUCCAGAACCACAGGACCUUUUAAAAUCCCAGUGAUAAGUCCUUCAGCUACAUGUGAAUGUCUCAGUAACAGAAAAGAUUAUCCAUCAUUCUUUAGAACUAUUGCUAGUGAUUAUCACCAGAGCAGAGCACUUGCACUCAUGGUCAAGCAUUUAGGCUGGUCUUGGGUUGGAGCUGUGAACAGUGACACAGACUAUGGAAACAAUGGAAUGUCUAUAUUUCUGAAAAUAGCCCAGGAGGAGGGCAUUUGUGUAGAGUACACUGAGAAAUUCUACAGAACAGAGCCUGAAAAACUCCAAAAAGUUGUAAAUACAAUUAAAAAAGGCACAGCAAAAGUGAUUGUUGCAUUUAUUUCGUUUGUUGAGAUGGGAUUACUUAUCGAUCAGCUAAGUAUACAGAACAUUACAGGCCUACAAUUGGUCGGUGUGGAGGCAUGGAUAACAUCAAAGAUUUACAUCACUCCAAACAAUUUUCAUGUGAUGGGAGGCUCACUGGGAUUUGCCGUGAGAAAAAUUGAUAUUGAAGGUUUUUUAGAAUAUGUUAUCAAAACAUUCUGGGACACAGCUGUGCCAUGCUCAGAAAGAGAUGGGAAUUAUUCUCAAAAUGCAGUAAAUUGCAGCAGAUAUCAGGAUCUACUUGGACUGAAAAAUUACAGUGAAGAUGUCCUUGAACAAAGAUAUGCUAGUAAUGUCUACAAAGCAGUGUAUGCUGUUGCUAAUUCAUUAAACAGUCUGCUCAAGUGCAAAGAAAAAGGAGGUUGUGAUAAAGGCCUGAGAAUACAACCACAGGAGGUAGUUGAGGCUCUGAAAAAGGUGAACUUCAGCCUAAAAAUGGGAGAUCGUGUGUGGUUUGACAGCACUGGUGGUGCAGUAGCCCAGUAUGAAGUUGUGAACUGGCAGCAGGACUCUGAUGGAUCAUUCCAGUUUAAAGCAGUGGGUUACUAUGAUGCCUCACUUCCCCCUGACCAGCGCUUAGUGCUUAACACUGAAAACAUGAUAUGGGCUGGAGGACACUUACAGAGGGCAAGGUCUGUGUGCAGUGAGAGUUGUCCUCCAGGCACUAGGAAGGCUGUACAGAAAGGAAGACCUGUCUGCUGUUAUGACUGUAUUCCAUGUGCAGAUGGAGAAAUCAGUAAUGAGACAGAUUCAAAUAACUGCAUGCAGUGUCCAGGGGAAUUCUGGUCUAAUGCUGAGAAAAAUAAAUGUGUGUUAAAGACUGUAGAAUUUUUGUCAUACACAGAAGUUAUGGGUAUAGUGCUGGUCUUUUUCUCACUGUCCGGAGUAGGAAUAACUGUACUGGUCACAGUCCUGUUUUACAGUAAGAAGGACACCCCCAUAGUAAAAGCCAACAACUCAGAGCUGAGCUUCCUGCUGCUCUUCUCAUUGACUCUGUGUUUUCUCUGUUCACUUACUUUCAUUGGUCGCCCCACUGAGUGGUCCUGUAUGUUACGUCACACAGCGUUUGGGAUCACUUUUGUCCUCUGUAUCUCUUGUGUUCUGGGGAAAACAAUAGUUGUGUUAAUGGCCUUCAAGGCCACACGUCCAGGAAGUAAUGUCAUGAAAUGGUUUGGGCCGGUACAACAGAGACUCAGUGUUCUUGCCUUUACACUUAUACAGAUUCUUAUCUGUGUGCUUUGGCUAACAAUAUCUCCUCCUUUUCCUUACAAAAAUAUGAAAUAUUAUAAAGAGAAGAUCAUUCUUGAGUGCAGUCUGGGAUCAACUGUUGGUUUUUGGGCUGUACUGGUUUAUAUUAGUGUACUGGCUCUCUUGUGCUUCAUUCUGGCUUUUCUGGCUCGGAAGCUGCCUGAUAACUUCAAUGAAGCUAAAUUCAUCACAUUCAGUAUGCUCAUAUUCUGUGCUGUGUGGAUCACAUUUAUACCAGCUUAUGUCAGUUCUCCUGGAAAAUAUACUGUAGCUGUUGAGAUAUUUGCUAUUUUAGCCUCAAGCUUUGGUUUAUUAUUCUGUAUAUUUGCACCUAAAUGUUACAUCAUCCUGUUUAAACCUGAACAAAACACAAAACAACAUUUGAUGGGAAAAACACAAACUAAGUCCUACUGA
Messenger RNA from Triplophysa dalaica, 2520 nucleotides. RefSeq names its product extracellular calcium-sensing receptor-like. NCBI's taxonomy places the organism in Eukaryota, Metazoa, Chordata, Actinopteri, Cypriniformes, Nemacheilidae. The transcript is spliced from 6 exons. Gene Ontology annotation, molecular function: G protein-coupled receptor activity. Gene Ontology annotation, cellular component: membrane. The record is from RefSeq and is a predicted model, not a curated record. Bases 1 to 2520 code for a protein of 839 amino acids. Gene Ontology annotation, biological process: G protein-coupled receptor signaling pathway.